UCGACGACGACGACGGCGGAGGCGCUCGGGCGGGGGGGGAGGAGGAAGGGGGUCUCCGGGCCGGGACGGCCGGGCCCCAUGGGCGGGUGUGUGGGCUCCCACCACGACUCCUCGGGCAGCCUCAACGAGAACUCGGACGGCACCGGAGUUGCACUAGGUCGUAAUCAGCCCUUGAAGAAAGAGAAACCAAAAUGGAAAAGUGAUUAUCCAAUGACAGACGGACAGCUACGCAGCAAGAGAGACGAAUUUUGGGACACAGCACCAGCUUUUGAAGGCCGCAAAGAAAUCUGGGAUGCUUUGAAGGCUGCCGCACAUGCAUUCGAGAACAAUGAUCAUGAACUGGCACAAGCGAUCAUUGAUGGUGCAAACAUAAUGUUACCCCAUGGUGCUCUUACAGAGUGCUAUGAUGAACUGGGAAACAGAUACCAGCUUCCUGUCUACUGCCUGGCCCCACCUAUCAACAUGAUUGAAGAGAAGGGAGAUCUAGAGACUCUGGAUAUUCCUGAUCCACCACCCAACUCUGGCCACGAAUGCCAGCUUCGCUUGCGCCUUUCCACAGGCAAAGACCUCAAACUUGUAGUUCGCAGCAUGGACACUGUGUAUCACAUGAAAAGAAGACUGCAUACAGUGGAGGGUGUCGAGCCCAGCAGUCAGCGGUGGUUUUUUUCAGGCAGACCAUUGGCAGACAAGAUGAAACUGGAGGAACUCAAAAUACCAAGGGAUUAUGUGGUGCAAGUCAUUGUGAGCCAGCCCUUAAACCCCACGCCAGGAGAAAACUGACGUUGUCUGUUUGUCUCUCAUUUCUUUCUCUUGCUCUUUUUAUCAUGUGGGAACCUUAAUCACUCCCCCGCCCCCAUCCUACCCUGUUAAUGGAUUGGUUGUAAGCAGUGACCAGCCAAAAUUCCAUCUGUGAUGGAGCUUUAGGGGUUGGGGACACACACACAGAAUAUCUAUAAACUGCCCCAAAGAGUUUGCCCAAUUUUAAUAUUUAACUCCUAACAAAGUUAAUGGGAAAAUGUGUGUGUAUGAGGGAGUUUGUAGUUUAAACAUGGUAGGAUUGCAAACAAUGCUUUGAACUGUUAAGUGAAGUAUUGAUCCAUGAAGAUAGAAAGCACUUUUUAAAGGAUUAAACCAAACUGAAAAUGUUUUGUGAAACAAGCAAAGCUUACAGUUCAGCCAAUUGGUGUAGCUGUUCUGGCAAAUCUAAUGUGCUACGGUAUUUGUAAGGGUUGUUUCUCUUCUGGUUUCACUUAUUUGCUCAAUGAGGCUACUACUUAAAGAGGGUGAUAAAGGGUCCUGGGCCUGAGAUGAACUUUUUGAAAUGUAUUCUGCUAAUGGCAUGUUUGAUCCUUAAUUCAGAUGUUUAUACCAGGUUUCGUACAUUCCAAGUUAGCAACCAACAGUCAUUUGCUUUAUUGUGUGGUAAAUACUGCCUUCUGAAAAAUCAGGCAAUAAUUUAGUACAUGCAUACAUUUUACAGAAUUGCUCAUGCAAUGAAAUACUAGUUUCUACAAGGAAGCUUCUCCUGCUAUUUACUGGCACCAGAAAAUGAGCUUACCAAAUUACUGUACUUGGCUGUGUCAAGUUGAAAAGCUAUUUAUUGGGGGAGCACCAGCAAAAAAUGACACAGAACUUCUGUUAUUUAGUAUGCUAAUCACUAAUGUUUUCACUCAAAAUCGUGAUUUUAAAUUUCCUUGACUCAUAGCAAUAGCUGUGAAAACAUAAAAGCACAGGAUCUUCUCAAAGUCACAAGAUAAGGGCAGGCAACUUUUUGAUCAGCAUCUUUUUGAUAUUGUUCUUCCCACUAAGUUUUGUAUUUUCUACCCAUAAUUGGAAGUGAAAUGUGUAAUCUUGUUCAAUAGCUCUAUAUACAUCCUUUUCCCUUUCUGGAGAAAUGGAAAGGAGGAUGAAGACUUGUGGGCAAGUAAAGAUACGGUAAGUAAAGAUCCUACAUCAGUCUGAUUACUCAAACUUUAUAUUUCACCACUAGAUCUUGGAAUAUGUUUUGUGACAUGUGCAUUGUGUUGCAUAAACUCGUCCCUUCUCCCCCACCCCCCCGGAUCCCCAAGUAUUUUCGAAACUUGUUAGAGGUGGAAAGAUUGCAGAAAUAAGUGGAUCUUAUGGGUUCAUGAAAAAUGGUUCACAUCCAAGGGACCUUUCCGUAAAAGAGUACAUUUCAGAGAGUAACUUAACCCUGCCAAUGUUUCAGAUAUGCUUUUUCGUACUUGUGUUUCUGACACAGACCACCCUUACAUCAGAAUGGAUAGGUCUUUUUUCCAGCUAGCAGAUUUCAAAAUGUCUUGCCUUUCAUUUCUCGUUAGUCUCAGGCAGUGAGUAUAGCAAUAUCAUUCAGUAUUCUCCCUUUAGAAUAGCGAAAGCACUUUGGAGAAAUUGGUAAUUAUCUUUAAUAGAACAAUAUCCAGUUAAAUUUAAGCAAUCUUAAAGCUAACUGCCCCUUUAAAAACAAAUUGGUUUAGCUCUUUUGUAGUUUCUCAGAACUUCAGUUGUGUCAUUUGUUCUGCUGUGUUUUGAUGUGAACAUACCCAUGUUAGCACUACUUUCACUAACUAGUUUUUCCUGCUAAGCAUCAAAUCUACUUGUCUGCUUGUAUGUGGUGCUCUUUUUCAUUUUUAUCUUUUGUUGACUUGAAAAGCAUGGACUUUGGUCCACUGACAGUGCAAUCUAGGGUGGACAUUUUCUCUUUGCAUUGAAAAUAUGUACACUACUUAAGUAUCCUACAUAUUAACUACGCCUUACUUGGGUUAUUUUGCUGUGACAGGUAGGAACUAUUAAACCAAUGAAACUGGAACUUUUAAGAUCAUAGGAUCAGUGUAGAAAAGACUGCAAGUUUUUAAAGGUGGUGUCAUGGUAGUCUUUACCCUCGGAUUUUUUGGAGAUCUGAGUUCAUUUUUGGAACUACAUGUCAUGCAGACAUGAAUGUAUCAUUGCGCAUCACAAAUCCAGCACUUGUUUGGGCACAGUCAAUUCCUGCCUGAUCCUCUCAGUGUAUUUGAUGUCCAGAUGCUGAUGAAUUGUCAUCAGCAAUGUGGAGCAAAAGAGGAUUUGUGCUCUAGGCAUUAACUAAGUUUCUCACUUUUCCUGGUACUAGGAUCACUUUCACUACAAUUAAAAACCAACACUGAUGAAGAGAAAACAGUGCAGAUCUUGCAUCUGUCACUAAAUAUGUGUGUGAAAAUAGUUGCUAUUGAUUGGAAUGUGUAAGCAAAGUCUAACUGUGAAUCUUUCCUACCUGUUGAAUUUGAAGAAAACUGGAUUGCUGUAGCCAGACUUUAAAAGCCUAGUCCAUCUCCUGGUUUCUCAGCCAUGCUGUUGAUGUCUAAGACAGUUCCUUUGCCUUUCUAAAUACCGAUGUCACUAUAUUGUGUGUGAGCCAUAGCCUUUACAUGCCAGAAACAUGCCUCACAAAAUAAAGUACAUAUCUGUUGUUGUUUAUUUUUUUCAAGGGACAAAAUUGUUACAGCUGUUGAAGAGCGAACCAAGCCAUAAAUUGGCUAAUGACUUCUAUAAUUUCUAAUGUCCUUUAUAGAAGGUGUUUUUUCAGAUUAUUGGAAAUAACUUUCUAAAUGGCGUUGCUUAACGAUACAGUUUUCCUCCCAGCAUUCUAAUAAUUUGGUAAAUAAUUUUAAAGUCACUUCCUGUAAUAUGCUCUGCAAUAAUCUAAGUGCUCUCAGAGAAAAAUUACAAGAGGAUAUUUAAACAUCUCUGGAGAGAAAGAGACUCCAACCCCUUUUCAUGAAUAUAGUGCUCAUCUUAUAGGAUAGAAUCUGGCUCUUUAAAAAAAUGCUACGACACUCCUUCACUAAUUAUUCUUUUAUAAAUAUGUACAAAUCAGGAUGUGUGAAGGGAUAAAAAUGUUUUGGAUGUCAGUUUUGAAUGUGAUAUGUAAGUGGCCAGACACUCCUGUUCGGGGGGGGGGGGGGGAAUGCCUCGUUCCCAUCCUUUCAGUUAGAAUGAAAUACUUUUGGAAGGAACCAUUGACUGUUCCUCUAGUGAAAAUGACAACAAAGACUCUGGCAGUCAUGAAGAACCAGUUUCAAGCUUAUGCAUAAAUAUAUAUGAGUGGUAAGCUGAUAUAUACCUCCCUUUUGCACUCAAGGACUGUUGUCCUUCACUUUUGAAGCUUACUCUCUGAACAGAAACAAUCCCUCAGGAAACAUGAAUCAUUUUUUGAGCUAAGUGAAAACUGGAUGUGUCUCAGAACAAAGUAGGAGCCAUUGCUAGAGUUUCUUAACCCCUGCUCCAGAAAGAGCUAGUUUUGAUGGAUAAUUUUAUUGGCAAUAGUGAAUAACCAUUGCCCAAUGAUGUGGCAAGCAUUCCCUUCACCACUUUGAACUGGCAUUUAGAAUGAGGAAGUAAACUGGGGGUUAAACCCCAACAAUUUCAUUAUUUUAAGGAAAGAGCAAUUCAAACAAGCUCUGAAGUACAUCUACACAUAGACUGGAUCUGGUAUGACUACCAGAGCACCCUAUUUGAAACUAGAGACAGACCCUCUGAGUCUAGAACCUGUGAUCCCAGACUGAGUUAAUUUAAGAAGAUAAUGUACUAUGAAGGCAGAACACUUUGAGCUAUAAGCUAUAAAGUGCAAGUAGUAACUGAAUACCACAAAUUUGUGAACCACUCUUAGUCAACAGUUAGCCCCAUAGUAGUGAAUUAUUUCUAGAAGCUUAUGGUGGUGGCAGGAUCUGUUAACGAAGAGAUUUGAUUUUUAUGCCCGUGACUGCAGAGGCGUCACUAGCACAUGACUCAGAAGUAAUAGACUAUAAUCUGCUUAUCUUGGAAUAUCAAAGCACUGGUUUAUGUUACAUUGUUUAAAAAAAAGAAUGUUUACUUGCCUCCAUCCUUUUCUUGAAAAAGGAAUUCAACAGAUUUGGGUCCAUCUCAUAAUUGUAACAUGAGACUCACAUACAAUCUACCCUGCUACUAGUUGCUUUAGAAUGAAUAGUGAGUUGAAGGAAAUUUCUGUGCUUAGAUUAGCCAUUAUAUUUUCCCCAGUUUCUGGAAUGCCAGUUGAAAAAUGAUGAGAUGGGAAAUCCCAGUGUGAUAAACGGGGCUUUAAUAGUAUUGCUGGGCAAACAUAAUAUUCCCUGUUUUUUUUUCUUUCAAAUAUUUUAGUUCCAUGGUUCACUUAGCAAAAAAAAAGACCACAAAGAUGCAUAUUAGUGUGACAUAGCAAUGAAUUCAGUUGCGUCACAAUGUUUUAGGUAACAAAAAAUAAAUACCACUGGCAAGGUGAGGAUAAUGGCCGUGCAUAUUAAGUGCAUUGCUCCUUAGGGGAAACAAUGAAAAAAAAACAUACUAGAUUAGUACAGUUUUGUGCUGAUCUAAGAAACUGUUUUAGCAUUGCAAUUAUUGAUAUGUUAAUCUUUUUAUUGGCCUUUAUCCUGUUUCUUAGCUGUUAUACAUAUACCUCUGGAAUUGGUUAGUGGAGACCAGGUCUUUGAUUUUUUUUACAGAAUUAUGUCUGCCUAGGAUCUUUUAGCUUAACUAUUGGAUCUUUGUAUAGGUAGUUGCUAAAGAAGUUUCUUUUGGUAAUUGACAAUAAUAUUCCAUCUUGGGGUCUAUCUCGCUUGCAGUCCUCUUUUCCCAUGUGCAAAAAUGGGGGGGGGGGGGGGGGAGAACCUAAUAAUGUGAAUGGUGUAAAAUACUAUCUCUGGGAGCAUCUGAACUGAAUUUAGGCAGAAGUUAUCUAUUUUUUCAAUUGUCAACAACUUCACUGGUUCUUUUGGUUUAAUAGACAGUCAUUUUAAUAAGUAUUGUUGUUCUGUGUCCAGUAAGUAUUCUUAAUUUAAUUCAGCAGUUACUUUGCUAUCUCUGUCUCUUCACUUUACCUGCAAUUUAAACUUUGGUUCCAUUUAUCCGGGGCCCAGGAUAACUCCAGAAACUUAAUUCUCCUUUCCAGGGAGAUGUGUAUUGCAGUGCUUAAAAGUAAAGCUUAUAAGCAUACAUAGCAUGAAGGUAAUCAACGGCUAAAUUGGCUUAUUCCAGUAGGUGAUAUGGACCCUGCUGGUCUGUUCCUAUAGGGCAGUCCAUGAAGAAAUAUGUUCAGUUCCUUGGACUAUGGCCAGGUGUUUGGAUAUUUCUUGAUACUGUGCAAAUGAUCUGUGGAACCAAACUAUAUUGUCAAAUAAAAAAUGUAAGCAUGAUUAUUCUCACGGUGAAUAUUAAGAAUGCAUCUGGUUACGUAGCCCCCUUUUCUGGCAAUUGAAUCUAGCCAAAGAUGGGACAAAAAAAUUAAAGGAAUUUUUUUAGAAACAUACAUGUAAUUUGCUGGGGCUUUAACUGAAAUAAUAUGGUCGUGUCAAGGACCUUACUGGUGCCUCUCUUCUCCAUGUACUGGGAAUGUCUAGAAACUGGAGAUAGCCUUUUGAGCAAUGUCUACAAUGUUGUGCACUAGGCAGCUGAAGGUGUGUAAAGACUUCUCUAAUGCGUUAUGAGCAAAGGACUUGGGUUUAAUGUCCUAUUUGCCUCAUGGUAGUGGCUUCCAAAGAUGGCUGGUACCAUCAAUUUGUAUUUCUUGAAUAAAUAUCUUCUCUUUUCUGGUAAAUCUUUUUUGUACAGUGUUUGUUGUGUGCCAUGUAUCAAGCAUUCAUGUAACAUAGAAUGAGAUGGUUGGUAAUCCGGUACCAAUUCAGAAACAGUGUCCGUGGCUAAAAAGGGAAAGUGAGUAAGGGGAAUCACAGUGGCAUGGCAUUUACCUCCACUCACCCCACCCACCCCCCACCCCCCGGUAACUUUUAUAAAAUUGAAGCAUCUUUUAGCUGGGCACACAGGUUGUAUUAACCUUUUUUACAGGCUCCUUCAGCCCAAGAUGAAUUCUUAUCCUAUCUGGAAAUGCAGUGAGCAUUUGGGUUAAUUAUCUCCAAGGUGCACUGUGUAUUUAUACUGUACCUUUGUUAUGCUGACAUUGCAGUAGUAUGUGCAUACAUUUUAAAAAUCGAUAGUGAAGCACAAGUAAGUUCUUUUUAAAUAGUUAAACAAGGUAAGGGUUUUAUAAGUGAUGCAUCAUGAUUUCUAAGAGCCAGAAAUGUGCUGUAUAGAACUCCGUGUAUUAAACAAAAAAGGGGCAAAGGGAUGGGCCACAAACUUCUGACUAUUUUUCUGCGUUUAAAAAUAAAAUUGGUACUGGAAAUGCCUUGCCUUAAAAUAUAAA
Molecule: messenger RNA, 7171 nt
Organism: Sphaerodactylus townsendi
Lineage: Eukaryota; Metazoa; Chordata; Lepidosauria; Squamata; Sphaerodactylidae
Gene: UBTD2
Product: ubiquitin domain containing 2
Exons: 3
Coding region: 79-780 (233 amino acids)
Molecular function (GO): protein binding
Source: RefSeq, a predicted model, not a curated record